This is a messenger RNA of Apiotrichum porosum, 3330 nucleotides long. RefSeq lists its product as uncharacterized. The coding region runs from base 1 to 3330 and encodes 1109 amino acids. The transcript has 5 exons. Gene Ontology annotation, molecular function: oligopeptide transmembrane transporter activity. NCBI's taxonomy places the organism in Eukaryota, Fungi, Basidiomycota, Tremellomycetes, Trichosporonales, Trichosporonaceae. The record is from RefSeq and is a predicted model, not a curated record. Gene Ontology annotation, biological process: transmembrane transport.
AUGUCGGAGGCGAUGGAAGCGACCCCGGCUGCGGCCGAGCAGCAGCAGCAGCAGCACCAACACCACUCCUCUGCAGAGUCUGUAGAGCAGAUACCCGCGGCCACUGCUCAUGCUCAUGUCCCCGGAACCGAGGACGAGCGCGUCGCCGCAGAGGUCUCGGACGCCCCAUCCUCGGACGCUCACACUACAUCGGACUCUGCGACACCAUUAUAUGCGCACCCAGACGCCAACGCAUCAACAUUGUCAGUGUCAGAAAGCGAAGACUCGUUUGUGUCUGCGGCAAACGGUCCUAUCGAGGUCGAGGCCGUGGCGGAUAACCCCCUGGCCAACAACCCCCUCGCGGGUAUUGAAGACACACCACGGUCCGACCCCCUUGGCUUGGCGGCGGCUUCCUCGUCCGACCAUCGUCUCCCCACCACCGCCGCUACCGCAACAGCAACAGCGGAAGACGAUGGCGCGGGUACGCGACCAUCAACAACACGGCCACAUACGGUGCGGUGGAGUCUGCCCGAGGGACAGCCACAAGCCGCACCAGAGCCCCGCACGUUGCUGAGAUCGUUGCCGGAUGACGACGACGACGCAGACGCAGACGCCAGCAGCGUGGAGAGUGCUGGGGGUGUGUUCGCGUUUGAACGCCCGCCCACAGCACCCACCGGCGAGGGGGCUGGCGCUGCACACCUGCCUGCUACGGAUGGCCACCACCGGUUAUCGAGCAGCGAGCACCAGCCCGACGUUCAUGCGCCGCCUGCGGCCGCGAUUGGUGUGUUUGACGUCGACGUUGGAGGAUACCACAGCCAAGAGUUCUUUGACGCCGCCCGGCCACCACCGUUCAGUGGCCGCGACAACCUCAACAACUCUACGUUUGCGUACGUGAUGCGCCACCACACACAGCCCCCACCCCCUCCCCAACACGGCGAGCCCACGACGGGCCAGUCGGCGUCCGAUUUCGAAAGCGACGACGUCCGUCCCAUUGGCGCGUCCGACCAGAGCAUCAUGUCGUCGUCGGAAGACGACGAGUUGACAACGGACGGCGGACGGCCCGACACGGGCCGCAGCUACCCCUUGACCGUCAUGACUGGCGACCAGACUGUGCCCGACGGCAAGACGACAUGGGGGGACGGUGUCGGCGGAGAGUGCAAGGACGCGAGCGAGGAAGGCGGCGACUAUGACUGGAUGGAGGAGGACAGCCCGUUUGCCGAGGUCCGCGCGUCCGUGUCCAACAUUGACGACCCCGAGAUGCCUGCCCUCACGCUACGGUCAUGGGUGUUUGGCAUGGUCCUCUGCCUGAUCGUGUCUGGCGCCAACACCUUCUUCUCGUUCCGCAACCCCACCCCGACCAUCCCCGUGCUGGCGGUCCAGAUUGCCGCCUACCCAAUAGGCAAGUUUGCCGCGUGGGCCCUGCCGAUUCGCGAAUACACGCUGCCGCGAUGGCUGGGAAGCGUCAAGUUUAGUCUCAACCCGUGCCCGUUCAACGUCAAGGAGCACACCAUCAUCGUCAUGAUGGCGAGCGUCGCCGUCGUGCCAGCGUACGGCAUGAGCACCAUUGUUGCAAGCGAACUGUGGUACGGCAAGAACCUCGGCGUCGGCUUUAGCAUGCUGUACAUUCUCGCCACACAGGUCACGGGCAUGUCUCUGGCCGGUAUCGCGCGUCGGUUUGUUGUCUGGCCCGCAUCCAUGAUCUGGCCGGGUGUCCUCGUCCUCACCACCAACUUGAACACGCUCCACGCCGAGGCCGACAUGGGCGGCGGCGGCAUGUCGCGUCUCCGCUUCCUGCUCAUUGUGGGCAGCGCCGCGUUCCUGUGGUACUUUGUCCCCGGAUUCCUGUUUACGGGCCUGUCGUACUUUUCGUACGCGACGUGGAUCGCACCGCGCAACAUGGUCGUCAACCAGCUGUUCGGCGUCAACAACGGUCUCGGUAUGGGUAUCCUGACGUUUGACUGGGCUCAGAUUGCGUGGAUCGGUUCGCCCCUCACCGCACCGUGGUGGGCCCAGGUCAACGUUGCGUUUGGUCUCUUCCUCUUCUACUGGCUGUUGACCCCGUUGCUCCAUUACACGAACACUUGGUACACCAACUUCCUCCCAAUGUCUGCCAUCUCGGCCGCCGAUCGAUACCAGAAUGUGUACAACGUGACCCGCAUUUUGACGCCCGAGAUCACCCUCAACACGACGGCCUACGCAGAGUACUCGCCCAUGUACUUGACGUCGACGUUUUUGGUCACGUACAUGCUGGCGUUUGCGCUCACGACCUCGCUCAUCGUCUACACGGUGCUGGUGCACGGUACGCGUAUCUGGCGCGCCAUCAAGAGCGUCCAGUCAGAGCCCGACGACAUCCACAUGAAGCUCAUGCGUGAGUACCCCGAAGUCCCCGACUGGUGGUACCUUGUCGUGUUUGGCUGCUGCAUCGUGCUGGGCAUUGUCACCAUCGAGGUCUUUUCAACAGGUCUGCCCGUGUGGGGCUACUUGGUCUCCAUCGCCAUGACGCUCGUGUACAUUAUCCCCUCGGCCAUCAUGUACGCCCUGGCCAACCUCGAGCCGGCGUUCAACCUCAUCGCCGAGCUCAUCCCGGGCUAUGCGUUCGAGGGCCAGCCCAUCGCCGGCAUGAUCUUUAAGACGUUUGCAGUCCAGACCCUCGCCGAGUCUCUCAUCUUUGUGCGCGACAUGAAGCUGGGCCACUACAUGAAGAUCCCGCCUCGGUCCAUGUUCUUUGCGCAAAUCUCCGCGUGCUCCAUCGCGUGCUUUGUCCAGGUCGGCGUCAAGGAGCUCAUCUUCCGCACCAUCCCGGACAUGUGCUCCACGCACCAGAAAUACCUCUUGGUAUGCAGCACCGCAAAGACAAUGUACACGGCCUCGAUCACGUGGGGUCUCAUCGGCCCCGCACGCCUGUUCGACAAGGGCGGCAUCUACCGCCCCCAGCUGUGGAUGCUGCUCGUCGGAGCGCUCGCGCCCUUUCCCUUCUGGCUGUACUGCCGCAAGUACCCCAAGUCGAUCGUGCGCAACGUCAACGUGUGUCUGGUCUUUUGCGUCGCCCUCUUCAUCCCGCCCGCGACCGGCAUCAACGUCGCGAGCUUCCUGUUCGUCGGCUUUGUCUUCCAGUUCUGGGUCCGUCGCCAUGCCUUUGCCUGGUGGUGCAAGUACAACUACGUGCUCAGCUGCGCCCUCGACGUCGGCACGCUUCUGAGCGUCAUCUUUGUGUUCCUCGUGUUCAAGAUCCCCGGCGCCAGCAUCAACUGGUGGGGCAACACCGUCUAUGUGAAGACGCUCGACUGGCAAGGACUGGCCUUUGAAAUGGCCCCAGCGACAGGCUUCGGUCCCACGACGUGGAAGGUGUAA